GCGGCGGUUGGUUUCAUUCUCGUCAAAAACUGUCACACAACAUUUGACGCGAGUCAACAUUGACACAAUUUUCUAUUGUUGAACAUGUGUUUUUGAGUCGGACCGUGACAAGAAUUGAAAAAUCGUUCGACAAGUCUGUGAUUUGCGGUGGUGAUGGCUAAGGAGAACGACAAUGGGGUGCGGGAGUUCCAGUUCCAGGCGAGGGACACGUCGAGCAACUGGCAGAAGUUUAAGCGGGGGAUUUACAAUCCCGAAACGAAGGAGUAUUUGGGGAGGACACCGAAAAAUUGGGGACAAUUGUUGAUCUUCUACACCAUCUUCUACGUGAUCCUGGCGGCGCUCUUCGCUAUCUGCAUGCAGGGCCUGUUCGCCACCCUCAUCGACAACGAGCCGAAGUACAAGCUGGACGAGAGCCUGAUAGGCACGAACCCCGGCCUCGGCUUCAGGCCGAUCUCCGACAGAACGGAGGACGGAUCGCUCAUCUGGUACAACGUGACGAACGCCACCACCGUCGACAAGUGGGUCAAUUUACUCGACGGCUUCCUUGAACAUUAUAACAAACCGCAAACGGGGGAGAAUUUCGUUAACUGUAACUUCUCCCAAAGCCCGCCGCCCGGCUACGUUUGCGUCACCGAUCUCAGCUCCCAAUUUGGGAAUUGUACGCCGGAGAACAAGUAUGGGUACAACACGAACAGUCCCUGUAUUUUUCUCAAGCUUAAUAGGAUUUUCAACUGGAAACCGGAGUUUUACACUGAACCUAUUGAGGAAAUGCCUAAGGAGUUACAAGAUCACAUCUUGAGCCUCGAGCCUGAAGAACGCGAACAAAUCUGGGUGACUUGUCAAGGCGAAGACGACAUCGACAAAGAAAUGGCUAAUGUUUUUGAGUAUUAUCCACGCGGCUUCGCUGGAUAUUAUUAUCCGUACACCAACACCAAGAACUACCUCAGUCCAUUAAUCGCUGUCCGCAUCAGAAACCCCAAACCAAAUAUAAUCAUUACGAUUGAAUGCCGCGCUUGGGCAAAGAACAUUGAGUUUAGGAGAGGCUCCCUGAAUCGUGCAGGUUCGGUCCAGUUUGAGAUAAUGGUGGACACUGAGUAUAAACCUGUGAUCAUCAAUGCUUCGUCAACGAUUUGAAAGUCGACGUUAGUUAAUUAUUUUAGAGCUUAUUAGUACUUAUUGUUUUUAACAUUUGUUAUUUGUUUCGUACUUGGUACUUAAGAUUAUAGGUUGUGCAAAUCGUGUGUUGUUGUGCAGGCUUAUAACGUUCACUGUUUUUACUUAGUAUUACCGCGAAGUAUUCGACCAAAUGUUCGUCAAGUGACCUUAAAACGUGUCCCAACAAAUCGUUUUUAUACAUUCAGUUGCAUGUCUGAAAUUUUAAUAAAUAGAUUGUCCAAUUGA
Aethina tumida (small hive beetle) is the source of this 1401-nucleotide messenger RNA. Its product is annotated as sodium/potassium-transporting ATPase subunit beta-1. The record is from RefSeq and is a predicted model, not a curated record. The coding region runs from base 154 to 1134 and encodes 326 amino acids. Lineage: Eukaryota; Metazoa; Arthropoda; Insecta; Coleoptera; Nitidulidae. Gene Ontology annotation, biological process: intracellular potassium ion homeostasis; intracellular sodium ion homeostasis; potassium ion import across plasma membrane. The transcript is spliced from 6 exons. Gene Ontology annotation, cellular component: sodium:potassium-exchanging ATPase complex. Gene Ontology annotation, molecular function: ATPase activator activity.